UGGGGCUUCAACCAAGCUGGGCACAGAAACCAGUUGUUGGCGCUGUCCGUGGUGCUGAGGAAUUCCCGGCUGCCGGCAGGAUGAGCUCCGAAUCAGCAGUCUGCAAACUGCUCCCACGGAUGCCAAACCCCAGCUAAAGUUGCACCUUUGUUUCACGUCCACAGUUAGAAUCUUCUGGUGUCUGAGGAGAGAUUCAGUCAACAUAUUGUGGACGAUGCUGAUGGUUCUGCUGGUGGAGUGGGCUUUAAGCUUCAGUAUGCUGUUUCUGUUUGUGAUCCUCAGAGCCUAGCCAAGUCACCUCUACUGCCGUAGCAAACACUGUGUAAGUGAACCCAUGUGUGGAGGAGGCGUACGCAGCCAGGAAAUUUCAUAGAAGGAUCUAAGAAAAUGCUAAAAAUAAGUUCAACAUGAUUCUGCUACCGGGGUCCGGAUUUCCACAGGACCAGCAUUGCUUCUUGCUUUGAAUUCUGAAGACAGGUCCAAAGCAUAUUUCUUAUGUGUGUCUGCUGUGUUUCUCUCUGGAAGGGUGGGAGACUGCUUCUUGGCUGUGUUUUGAAAUGGGAGGUAAAGAGGAUGGAUUGCCUUUAAUUCAUGCCUGAAAAUGCAUCCUUUGGGUGACUAAAGAGGACUGGCUUUCCUAAGACAUACCUGACCUUUAAGUUCAGAUUGGUCUGUGACCCCCAGCACCACCAUUAACCCCAGAGUGACUAGCCCACCCCUCUUGCAUUCCCAUGGAAGGAGCUGAGUGUAUUUAAUAUUAGGAGAACAUCCAGAAGCCUGUGAGGAGGGGGAUGGCUCUUCAUAUUCAUGAAGCUUGCAUACUUCUAUUGGUCAUCCCUGGAUUGGUCACCUCUGCUGCCAUCAGUCACGAAGACUAUCCUGCUGAUGAAGGUGACCAGGCUUCCAGUAAUGACAAUCUGAUCUUUGAUGACUAUCGAGGGAAAGGGUGUGUGGAUGACAGCGGCUUUGUGUACAAGUUGGGAGAACGGUUUUUCCCGGGGCAUUCCAACUGUCCAUGUGUCUGUGCUCUAGAUGGACCUGUUUGUGACCAGCCAGAAUGCCCUAAAAUUCAUCCGAAAUGUACAAAAGUGGAACACAAUGGAUGCUGUCCAGAAUGUAAAGAAGUGAAAAACUUUUGUGAAUAUCAUGGAAAAAAUUACAAAAUCUUGGAGGAAUUUAAGCCCUCUCCAUGUGAAUGGUGUCGCUGUGAGCCCAGCAAUGAAGUUCACUGUGUUGUAGCAGACUGCGCAGUUCCUGAGUGUGUCAACCCAAUCUAUGAACCAGAACAAUGUUGUCCUGUCUGCAAAAAUGGUCCAAACUGCUUUGCAGGAACUACAAUAAUUCCAGCUGGCAUUGAAGUGAAAGUGGACGACUGUAACAUCUGUCAUUGUCACAACGGGGACUGGUGGAAACCCGCUCAGUGUUCAAAGCGCGAAUGCCAAGGCAAGCAGCCUGUGUAAGGCAAAUUCCCGAAUGAUGACAAGUUCUAGGAAGGGAUGCUAUGGUUUCUACACGGCACAUGUUUAACACUCAACAAAAUGAGCAAACAAACUCCUGCCAGCUACAACAGGGUCACCAGCAAAACCUUCUGGGGUUGACAAAGGUGAUUAUUUUACCAAGAGGAAAAUUCUCUUUCUCUUGCUAUAUAAAAUAUACAUAGCAUACAGCCAAUGUUUGAUGGUGACUUGACGACCAAGAUUUCUGGGACAAGAAAGAAAGAAAAAAAACAGCCUUGGACAGGCUCCUUCCCAGGUGAUGCCUCUGAGCUGCCAGCUCAUUUCCCCUGAUUUCCUCCAUUUUUACUUGGCUGUGCAGACUACACUUUUCUCUUGUGUGUUUUCUACCUUUGGAAUCUAAAGAGGUCAGAUUUGACUGCACAGUAAAGAUUUGUGUGGCAUCAAAAAUGUUUGAUAAAGGAACUUUGGUGGGAAAUAUCCUUCCAGAGGGGGAAGAUGAAAGGGUGACCAUGCAGUGGCUCUCUUGCAGGCAGUUAUCAUGUCUGUAGGCUGAGAAAUACAGUAGUAGGCUGACUCCUCUGCAGAUCAAGCUGAGGAACAACUGUUUUGUCCACUAUGUUGGGGCUCACUGUUGAUUCUUACAAACCACACAUUUCAUACAUAAAACUUUGAAACUGCCAAUCAGAAACAAGUAGAUGAAGAACACCAUGAGUUGACUGAAGAACCCAAAGAGACAGGUAUUUAAAACACUAGCAUUUAAAUCACCAGACUUCUUCGUGAUGCCAGCCUUGAGUCUGGUUUAUAAUUAAACAUAACCACAAAGCCCACCUUGUCACCAGGCAAUAUAAAUACCAGAACCAGGGUGAGUAGCCCCACUGUGAAUCAAUCUUUCUAAACACUUCUAGCUUUCAAGUUCCAAUUUGGAUGAAAGGCAGUCCUAUACACAGCAGUUUUUAUGAUUUGGGACUGUGUUUACCAUGUUACAGUAACCACCACUCAGCCCUCAGAUCCAGGACACUUUCCACCUUAAGUGCUGAUGUAAAUUAAAGAUUAGGGUAGAGUGAGUCUUGCACAAUACAAUGUCCUUAAUUGAAUAUUUUUAGUGUAUAUAUUAGAUACUUAACUAUUAAAAUGAAACCUUUGAAGAGUUUCAAGGUUGCCCUGGUAAUGCUGCUAGUAUAAUAAUGGAAAAAAUAAUAAUAAAAGAAAUACACAGGGUAUCUGAUGCCACCUCCAGUCAAGUGCAAAAUUCAUAGUUCUGAGAUCCAAUGACCCAGUCACUUACUCCGCUAUUCAUCCCAAAAUCCCUGGUGCAGGUCUGAAAGGGAAGCUUCAAAGUUUUCUUCAUGUCCAGUUGUCUUUUCUUUUCCUGUUUUCUGCUGCCAAAGCCAGUCUGGGUUUCAUGGGGCUUCUGUGGAAGAACAUAUUAUACAGAAGGAUGUCUCAAGCUCAAUCUCUGACAUUUGGGGCCAUAUUGGUAGGGGCUGGGCUGCACACUCUUAGGGUGAUGCUAGGUGGAAUUCCUGAAUGUCACCUGCUAGGUACAGGAACAUCCACCGAGUUAUAGCAACCAAAAGUCCCCAGACAUUGCCAAAAGUCCUCAAGGGGUAUGUUAGGAAACAAAAUUUUACCUGUCUGAGAAGCUGUGCCAUACAGCUGUAUCAUUUCUACCACAUGACAUGCCAGGCAGCUCCAACUAACUUCACACACAUGGCUUUAUGGAGCCCCUGAGACCUUUGGAUCAUGAACAAACAGCACCCCCAGGAGUCAAUCUCCUCCCUACCACAGGGUGCUUCUAAGGCCCACUCUCUGGACACUAGUCUCUAUAUUGUCAUAAAUUAGUUUUCUCACUUAAAGUUGUCAGGCUCUCCUCCCUGGAAGCACUACCUGUCAUCAAGAAAGAGUUGUCAUUUCCAAAAUUAAUGUGCUGACAAUCCAGAUCUGACACUUUUACACACACUGUGCUUGUGUUAUGAUACAAAUAACCAUCCUGGUGCCAUCCGAGGAAGAACAUCCAGCCGCCUUCCUUUAGAACACCAAUUUGCUGCAAGGUUGGUGCCUUUCAGUUGCCACUAUGGAUACAUCAUAGAGACAGCCAUGAAUCAUUCAUGAGCAAUUCUACAUGAUUUAUGCCUGCACUCAAAAGCAAAGACACUGCACACUUCAGCCUGUGUCUAGACAAAGUCAUAUUAUACAGCUUUCUUUGCCCUGAGGUUGCCUAUUGACAGUCCCCAAAAUCCAUAUUCUUGAAAGAAAAUAAGAAUAAUAAUAAUCAUUAUUAUUAUUAUUACUAUAAAUGACAGGAAUAAGGUCUAAAACUGAAAAAAAUUACUAAUACAGCCAUGUAGCAUAGACCCUUAUCUAUUAUUAAGGAAUUUCUAUGUUCUUGUUAGAAACAAAGAAUGUGCAACUUGGAAGCCAAGGUGUAGGAAUUCUGCAUCAAUGUCUGAGCCCCCUGAUUCUCACAGCAAGAAUUCCGUGGGGUAGAGUGUAACAACCAUCAAAACUCUUCAGAGAGUUCACCACUGGCAGCCAUUCAAUGGCCUCUGUUACAGACUUGAGAAGGGGAUUUUCAUCAUUGUUCAUGUUGGGUUGGGCCUAGUUUCUUUUGUCUGUUGGGUUAUUCUUAUGUUUUUUCCGUUUCACUACAACAUGUCUCUCAAUACUCCCAAUCACCAAUGCUUUCCCACUUUUAGGGAAGAACAAACCUAUACUGUGAAAGAAUUUCUCAUAAACUGACAGACAUUUAACAACUUUCUUCUAGCCAGGUUGACGAAAAAUAAUUUCCAAAGCUCUGAAAUAUCAGAGUUCUUCUCAUCUCAUCAUGUUGUUGUUGUUGUUAUUUCGUUUGAAGGCUUUGAUUGCAGCCACACAGUCACCUCAGUGUUAUCCUUUCUCUUCUGCCUUUGGGUCUUGGCUUUAAAUUCAGCUUUGUUUAAAUAAGGCAUCAGCAUCCUAUUUAUCAGCUGAUGCCUGUUAAACUAAUUCAGUUUCUAAACAUCUUUGAAAAAUGGUGUGCCUGAAAACUAGUGAGAGAGAGAGAAAAAAAAACACUGACCUGUAAAAAAGGGGGAAUUCUAGCAACAAUAUUUGAUGUGUAAAAGAAUAUAUUAUUAAAAAAUUAUUUUGUUAAAUAUAAAGUGUGUUAACCAGUGAACAUUGUUUGUGGUAUAUUUCCUGCCCAAGUUUCUCAUUCCUCCUCUCCUUCUUAUUCAAUGAUGGACUCACAAUGGCAUCUGUCACCCUACAGCACAUAUGUCAUUACAGCUGCAGCCAAAUAGAAUUAAGCUUUAACUCUAGUAUUUGACUGAGUACAUUUCCAUUUUACAAAAUAUGAGGUAAGGCUGACUUUGGGGGUGUCACAAAAGGAGGCUAACUAAACUGCAAGUGGGAGUGUUUCAGAUGGUAGGGUCAAACACCUUUCCUCACUCCACACCCAUGUUCGGCACCACAGUGCUUAAGUGUGCAGGCAUGCCAAGCACAGUGCCAGGCUCAGAGAAUGCAGCAUCAUGUUCUGUCUCCAUAACACACCUGAGAGGAAGGAAUCCUGCCUGUGUUCUCACUACUGAGAAGGUAAGAAUGUAAAAAAACCAAAUGUUUUAUCUAACAUCCUGAGAUGAGAAGUAGCCUUGAAGAGGAAAAUAGCAUCAGUAUCCUUUACUUCCUGAUUGUCCUGAUCCAGUAGUUACUACAAUUUUGCAGAAUAGUUAACUAUUUUCUAUACAUAACAUAAAGCAUGAAUCCAUUCAUCACUAAAAUGAAAUAAUCAUCUCUUUUUUUAAAAAAGGUAGCAUUUUCUUACAAAGGUAUGUUAUUAUAUUAAGAGAUCUAGCAAAAUUAGUAACUUUAAGACUGUCCAAUAUCCAGGCCAUAUUCAAAACUCUUAGAUUUUUUAAAUGAGAAGUAAGUUUGUUUAUAUAAUCAAAAAUGGCCUUAUAUUUGGUUGGUAUACCUCUUAAAUAUAGAAUAUAGAUUUGAACUUUGCCAACCAUAGCUAAAAUCUCUGACAAGAUUCCUGGAUUUGUUGUUUUUUGAAAAUUUUUACUGAGAAUAUUAUUCUUUUAAUGUUCAUGUUCAACCGUAAACUCACCGAUUGACUUACAAUAAGCAACAAGGAGCAAGGCCCAGAGAAAACAUCAUUGCUUACAACUAGUAGCCAGAAUACAUACCUUUGUCUUUCAUGUAUACAAACUCUAAUCGGGUAGUAAGAAUGAACUCUUAUUGUCAUGUUCUUUGAGACAAACUCAUUGCCUAACACAAAACUACGUGGGUAGUAUUGUAUAACAGCCGUCAGUUUCUGCAUUACUUGAGAAGGGAAAACAUAUCCACUAAUAAAACAUCAGCAUGGCAUACCACAUAAAGACACACCUGUAUCAUGGUAACAUUUUCAUAAAACAAAAUUAGACUUCCUAGCACUUAAAUUCCCAUACAUUCAGUUUUCUACUCCCUUUGCCCUCAAAGUUUCAUAGGGCUGACACCUUAGAAGUAUGGGUGAGAACUGUGAAUCAAGGCACAGAUUUGAAACAUUGAUGGUAUUUGAAGUUUUAUGUGAACAGUACUCUUCUAAAAACAAGUAUUUCAUGAUUGUGAAAGGCAAAACCUUGUCUGUGAGUCACCAAACUUACCUGUGUUUUCUGACCAUAUUUUUUUAAUACAUGAAUGGGAUUAACACUCAAUUGUCCUUCUGGUAUAAACACCUGAACGUCCCUGAUCAAUCUUAUGUACAAAGAAGGCAGAAUAUUCAGUACAUAAAAGUUAAAUGAAUGGAAUUGGGGGAGGGGGAUACAGCUCAUUGUGUAAAUGUUUGACACAUAAGCAGGAAACCUGAGUUCAGAUCUGCAUCGCCCAGGUAAAAAACUGGGUAUGGCCUUCCUGUGAAUAAGGAAGUGAAAAUAGGAGGAUCUCUGAGGCCUAUGGUCUGACUCAUCUCAUCUGAUGAUGAACAGGUACAAUAAAAAGGGAGGAAGCAAUAUGGAAGAAAUCUGAAGUCAAAUUACAGUCUCCAUCUGCACAUGGCCGUAAACAGUUUGUGUACCACAAAGAUACAAGCAUAUACCCACCACACCCCUUUUCACACAAUGAAUCCAUGUGAAUUUUUAUCACUGGACUUUAAGGGUUCAAUUUAUUUUUAAAUUACAAAUACUUUCAGUGGAGGCUAUGACAGGACUUGCGUUGACUUUUCAAAAUGUUGAGCUCAUCAUUUUUUCCAUUCCAGAUGCUAAAUACUUCCCAUACUCCCAUUAUAAAUGGAUUUUUAGUACUUUCAAACAGCUACAACUGCUUCAAUUAAUUUUAAGUUAAAAGUCUUCCAAUUAAAGACAUUUUUCAUAUUUGGUACCAUGCAUGGGAGGAACUGGAAUAUAAAACUCAGAUACCACUACUUGAGUUUCUUGGUGUGUUAGACACUGCAUUGGCUGCUGCACAUAAGACAGUGACUUGAAUUUAUUGGUUCAAGCAUUUUCACAGCUAUAGUGAAAUUAUCACCAUUUUACAGGCUAUAACACAGAAUACAGAGAACAUUUUGGUUUCUCUAGGCUUACAUGCCUAGGCAGAACUAUCUUCAUAUAGAUUUGAAAGCACUAAAUAGAAGAAUCACAUAGGGUAGUUUAAAUGAAAACCUAGAAGAUCUUAUUGUAGAUUAGCUGCCAUUAUCAGGACUUGGGGAGAUAGAAAAGAGAUAGAUGAAAAGAUACUGGAUUUGAGUAUGACAUCUUAUGUAUUAUUUGGGUAUUUAUUUAGAGAAAUAUUAUUGUAAGACAGAAAAAACAAUGGUAUAUUUUGAAGGUGACAAGCAGUCAAUAAUUGCUUUGAUUAUGAGGCUACAGAGGCAGGCAUAUACUAAGAGAUGCAUCUGGGAAGAAAAUCCAAUUUUCAUGAUCUGGAAACCCAUACUAAGAAAAUUGGACUUAUUGACAUUGUGGAAUAAUUAUAAUAAAAUCAGAAGGUGCAUGGCCAUAUUCAUCUUUUCUUAAACAAUUGGGACAGCAGAUUAAAUAAUGAAUUAGAGACCAGAGAGAGGCAGGAACAGUAAUGGGGGACAAUUACAAAAACCCAGGAAAGAAAUAAUGAGUAUCUGAUGCAGUAUGAGUGAGACUCAAACUAGGCAGCUGAUACAAUAGCUCUUCACAGAAGAUCAAAUGGGGAGGCUAGAGUGAAAACAGUCACAACACUAGCUCACGGGAUUAGAAGGAUGUUGUUACAAACGGCAAUAAUCAAUGACAUGAAACCCACACUUUACUUGUAGUAGCACCUGUUCUCACUUUAGGACCCUGUGCCAAAGUUGCUAGUAACAUAUUAGAUCUUUAGGAUCAACUAUAUAUACAAUUGUCUCCCAGACACCACAACAAUUGCCAGCUUAUUUUCUUCUUGACUUGAGUAAUUGCAACUUGAAUAUCCAAACUUCAAAACUGAUCAAAUGGGCUUUUUUAUAUAGUAAUCUUGAGAAGAAAGUCUGUGUUCAGAAGGUAAGGAGAAAGCAAUUGUUUCACUAGUUUUCUACAAAUGUUAGUCUUAUACUAAAAUUUAUCUGCAUACUGUCAGACAAAAUUACCCGUGGACUUCUAACAUUUGCCUCUACACAUAUCUCUCUAGAAAACAAAAGGUUGGCUCUUUGUUUUCCACAUUGUUGUUCAGCAAGAUCCCUGAAAUUAAAAAAAAAGAGUUGGUCAAAUACCCAUUGUGGACAUCUGUUUUUGUUUUUUCAUGGAACAUGUAAGGGUAAAUGGAUAGUUAGGUCCAAAGAAGACCUUUUAAUGUGAGGUCUCUUAAGAUACCUAACUUUCUACAUGCACAUAGAUGCACGCACACACACGCACAUGCACACAUACACACCAACAUCACUACCACCACCACAUACACAUGUACAUGUAUGCUUUUUGUUGUUGUUUAAUUUCCUAUUAAAUUAAUCACAACAUUGGGUCAGUGAGACCCAUUAACUGCAUUUCUCAUUUAGACCUUUCAGAGAGGCAGCUGAAAAUGCAAUUUAAUUUGUUGACCCAUGAUCAAUAGCAAUUAAUAGUAUCUCUUUAAUCUUGUUGAAAGGCCUAUCUCUGGCUUUCAGUAGCCACCAUGUCAAGGGACACGUAUCCACACAUGCAGGCAGGUUAGUUUCUAGUUACCUUCAACCAUGUACUUUUUCAGGGAUGGUGUCCCUUUUAAAAGUUACUUUUCUCAAUGUUUUCAGCCAUCACUCCAAAGUUCAUCUAGGUUGUAUUUAAAGUUCCUCCUGUAUAAGUCCAUGGUAUAAGUAUGAGGGACCUGUACUGCUGAGGACAAACACCUAUAAAAUACAUUUUAAUCCAGAAAAUUGAUAUACUAUUUUAAAUGUAAAUGUUAAUAAAAGUAUUAUAUUUCCUAGGACUUUGUGUUAUUAUGUAACCAAGACAAAUGAUGCGAUUCUGUCUUUUUCUCUUACUUGUCAUAUUAAUUAAAAAGUUAUCCCUUUGCUCCAUAAUUAGCUUUCCAGUAGAAAAGGAGAUACUGUGGUUGAAGUGAGUGGCAGAUUAUCUUCCUACUCUUAAGGAGGGCACACUGUGACAAGGCAAACAAAGCAGAUUUGUAGUAACAAAGGGAUGUGUCAUGAUCUUAGUGUGAACACGGACAAUGGCAAAUAGAUUGGCAUAGACAUGUGGGAAGACUUCCUGGGACAUGGAACUUGCUUUUUUUUUGAGCUUUAAAAGAAGAAUACACCAGCAGCCAAGAAGAAAGUAGUCAGUGUCCUCUUGCAAUUUGUAAGGGGAGAGUUUCUUCUAACAUAGCUCAGAACAUGUAACUGUCCCAUUUUGCUAAUAUAAUCUAUUCAAAUCAGUGACCAUGUGUCUGGCACAAAGUCAGGGCCUUGAAACAAAUCAAAAGAGGAAAAAUUGGCCAUUUAUAUGUUAUGCAAGAAUCAUUUAUCUUGUCACUUCAGCUAUAUUUUCUAUAGUCAGCUCACUGACCAGUGAGAUUUUCUCCCUUCCUCUUUCCUCAGAUACCAAGAGCACAGCAUUUUCCAGAAUUUGCAUGUGCUUCUACAUAGCUUACAGUGAUUUUUCCUUCAAUGGUCUCAUCAACAGGCCAUCUAUAUAGUAAUGAACUAAGGGAUGAGAGAUGGAAGAAACUUAUUAAAGAAUCAGUAAGCAAUCAGAGAUAUGUUAUGUAGCAAGUAUACUUUUUAAAUGUAUGUAAAUGAUAUCAGGAUAGUUACCUGCUCUGCAAACUCACAAGAUUAGUUUUAAACCUAAUACCCAAUAUAUUUCUUGUAUAAUAGUUUCACAAGAGGAUAAUAAAAAUAUACUAGGCAGUGUCUUAUACAUAAAUUUUGAGGUCAAGUGGCUAUGUAAAUAUGAAAUAUAUAAUGUGUAAAUUGCAAGUAUAAGAUGUCUUUGAUACAUAUAUAUAUUUGUAUCUGUAUAAAUAUCAAAAUCUUAUAUAAUUGUAAACAGCUAUAAAUAUAAUGGUAGACUAGUGGUUGUGUAUCAUCACGAUCAAAAACUUGCUGUUUCCAUCUGUCUCCUAAACUCUCUCUUCUAUACCUAGAAUUUGCAGGCUCAUCUAGCUAACAACAAUUCUUACCUCACCUUUGCUUUGCUGUGAAGCAUUUCAUUAGUUCUGCUUGUUCAUAGAUUUAAUUUCCCAUCCCUAAUCAUUUGUGCGUCACGUGCUCCAUCGAUUUCAGAGGGAGGCAGAGAACAUGAGCAAAGGAGAGUUACAGAAAGGCAUGAAACCCAAGCUGUUGGGGAGUCUAAAAUCACUGCAGUGACAAUGAAAUUUAUGUAUCUAUA
Messenger RNA from Mesocricetus auratus (golden hamster), 10219 nucleotides. It is a transcript of the gene Vwc2l, whose product is annotated as von Willebrand factor C domain containing 2 like. NCBI's taxonomy places the organism in Eukaryota, Metazoa, Chordata, Mammalia, Rodentia, Cricetidae. Gene Ontology annotation, molecular function: protein binding. The record is from RefSeq and is a predicted model, not a curated record. Gene Ontology annotation, cellular component: AMPA glutamate receptor complex. The coding region runs from base 792 to 1460 and encodes 222 amino acids. The transcript has 4 exons. Gene Ontology annotation, biological process: negative regulation of BMP signaling pathway.